UGGGACGCCAUUGUACGAGGACGUGGACGCUAAAAUAUGUGGAACGUUGACUUUGUUCAUAUUCAAUUAAGACUCGCCGGGUUUUACAAUAAUCCAAUCUCGCCCUAGCCAAGUUGCAUUCCAGUUCGUGUUUGUAAUUAAGGUAUUAUCAAAAUAUUUAAAGUGCAAUAAUUCUUCAUUUGUUUUAUAUUUGCCAAGAAAUUACAAAUGCGCAAACUGCUCAUGUACAUUUCCUACUUGGGAACAAACUAUCAGGGACUACAAUUGCUAACCAGCAGAACAGUGAAAGGGGACUUGAGAAGAGUCGUUCCGGAGUACCACACGGUUCAAGGAGUUUUAGAACAAGCACUGAGGAAAGUGUUGCAAUUAAAUGAGGUCGCUGUCCACAACAGUUCGCGUACCGACAGCGGUGUUCAUGCCUUAUCUUCCACCGUCCAGUUUGAAGUCAGCGAUAAUGACUUUUCCGUCUCCCCCUUCUCUCCAGAAAAAAUAUGCAUGUCUCUGAAUUACUUUUUGGAAAAACACCAGACGGAUAUCCGUAUUCAAAGAGUGGCAGAAGUUCCAAUUGAAUUUAAUUGUCGGAAUGCUUAUUCAAGAACUUAUAAUUACAGGAUAGCUUUAGCUAAAACCAACGAUUUUGAAAAUUGUUAUUCAUUUAUGAAAUUAAGUGCUUUCAUGCCGAUUACGGAACUAUAUAAAGCUCAAGUUGUACCACAGCCAUUUGAUGUAGAAGCCGUUCAGCAAGCUUGUCGAGUAUUUCUAGGAAAAUGGAAUUUCCGAAGUUUUGCGACUUUUGCCACAACAUCCAUUAAAGGAAGAGGGAACAGAGAACCUUUGAAAGAGGAGGAUCUGAUAAAAACAAUUUUCAAAUUUUCAUUUUCAAAAUCUAAGAUUGACUUCGAAAAUUUUGACGUGCCGACAUAUUAUUACCGGGAUCCGGCUUGUAACAAGUUGGACUUUUAUGAUUUUCAUGUUGAAGGAAGUGGGUUCCUUCGAAGACAGGUUCGGCGAAUGGUGGGAAUUUUGUUGGGAGUAGGACGAGGAAUUAUCUCAUCCAAUGAUAUUUUACAAUUGUUGAGCAAUCCAAACGACAGUUCAUGGCCAGGGUGUAUUUCUGGCUCUCUCCCAGAAGGUUUAUUUCUAAAAUCUGUGAACUAUAAACAUAUUGAUAUUCUCAGAGGGCCACUUUCAUAGACUAUGCGUCCUUCUAUCCAUUCUGCUCAAA
This is a messenger RNA of Folsomia candida, 1225 nucleotides long. Its product is annotated as tRNA pseudouridine synthase A. NCBI's taxonomy places the organism in Eukaryota, Metazoa, Arthropoda, Collembola, Entomobryomorpha, Isotomidae. Gene Ontology annotation, biological process: tRNA pseudouridine synthesis. The transcript has 4 exons. The coding region runs from base 208 to 1194 and encodes 328 amino acids. The record is from RefSeq and is a predicted model, not a curated record. Gene Ontology annotation, molecular function: pseudouridine synthase activity; RNA binding.